This is a messenger RNA of Nematocida major, 5742 nucleotides long. Its product is annotated as serine-protein kinase ATM. Gene Ontology annotation, molecular function: protein binding; kinase activity. The transcript has a single exon. The coding region runs from base 1 to 5742 and encodes 1913 amino acids. The record is from RefSeq and is a predicted model, not a curated record. Lineage: Eukaryota; Fungi; Microsporidia. Gene Ontology annotation, cellular component: nucleus.
AUGCAGAAGAGUCUAGACAAUGCUUGUGCUGCGCCACACAUCUUUGGAAAGCUGAAGGAGAAAAGCCAAGUGUUUGAGGUCUUUAGCAUUCUUAUGGAAAUACACAAAAGAACCUUGCAGAACGGGGAGUCUGCUGAGGCAAAUACAUACAAGCUGUACUGCGAUAAGGUUAAGCUCCACAAAAAGGCGCACGAGCCGAGGCGAAGCACGUUUUCGUACAGCACAGCAGCUGCGCACGAGCACAGCCAGAUGCUCCUGGAAGUGGAGACAGCGGAGCUAGGAAGGCUUCUCAGCAAGCACAUUGCUAUGCACGUGAAAAGACACGGCGAAAUAGAAGACCAGUGCAGCCUUCUGGAAACAGUGCGCGGGGUUGCUGCGAAUCUGGAAGCUGCUCUUUCUCCAAGCGCGCAGAAGGGGGCCCAGCGCGUGGAUGAAGCCCGCAGAGUUUGCGCAGAUGCCCUCAGCAGCCCUCUUUUGGACGCGCUCUUGCUAUGCAUGCUGCAUCUGAAAAACGCAGAGCCCUGUGCAGUGCUCGAGAUACUUAAAAGGCUGUGCCGAGUCGAGUGCGCAGUGAAGACAAACGGAGGCGAAGGCUGCACAAGCCCGCCUGUGCACAUCAACGCGCGAAUGCUCCGGGCUGUGCUCGUGGACUUGGCAAAGAAGAGCACGCCCGGGCUGUUUGACUUUCUUCUGGAAAUAGCAGGCAAAGCCCAAGAAAUUAGCCAGUACUAUGGAAUAGUGCUGUAUGCGGUGUGCAGGGAAGUGCAAACGGUAGAAAGGCUGGUGGACGUAUUCAGACGGCCUGCUAGGGAGUACAUGCACAAACCGCACGAUGCAGACGCACACUACACGCGCUUUAUGCAGGUUCUCUGCACCGCCAAGUACCUGGGAGCACUGUGCGGAGACAGUGUUGUGCAGAGUGUGCGCACAUUGGUGGCUGAGGUGCUGCAGGAGUGCAAGGGCGAGCACAUAUCGGUAGAAACAGUCGAAAGGGCGCUAGGCCAGGAGAGUAUUAUAUGCACUGCUGGAACUCUCCUGUAUAUGGCGCGAGACAUUCCGGUGGAGCCCAGCCUUGAGAUGGACGCCGAGCUGAAAAUGAGCGUGUACUCUGUCAUGGCUCUGCUGCACAAAAAGCCAAGCCGCGCGGUGCUUGCGGACGCUGUGAGAGAAAACACCGAGGCAAGCCUUCUCUAUGUGCACUGUGUUCUUCUGCUGGCGCCGGAGAUGGUUUUGGAGCCCGGGGUCAGCUCCGUGUUUGCAGAGGCAGAGAAGUCUUCUGCGAUUGAAUAUAUAUGCCUUGCAUAUAGGCACGGGAAGCCCUGGAAGGGCAUAGUUAGCCGCCACAAAGAGCACUGUGUGGAAAGCAAGCGCAGGCAUGCAGCGGAGAGCCCAGAGCACCUGCAAAAAGCCGGGCAAGAGAAAAAGCGCCGAAGCGCGUGCAAGGUGUGCAGCGUGGAUCGAGCAGUUGAGAGGUGUGCAAGGGCAAUUAGAAGGAAGAGCAUGAUGUGGAUGAUAGCGGAGGGAGACGCUGACGGGAUAGCACAGUACUUUGCAGAGAAUGCACCCAGCCCGAGCGCAAUGGCUGUUCUUCUGGAAAGAAUAAACCCAAGCAUUUGCAUUCGGGUUGGCGGGAGCAAGGCCCUGAGGCAUCUGGACCCGAGCGAGCACUUUCGAUACCCAGAAAGCGUGCGGAUGCUUCCCAUACUCGCACACUCGCAGAAGGCCAUGGAGCGGAUAAAGCGUGUUUUUGGGCCUGGAGACGCGCAGAAGCAAACAAUUUGGCUGCUUUUUUUGGAGUCUGUUAUGUGCCAAAUGUACGGCAUGUCCUGCGUGCUCACAGAAGGGCUCGAGCUGCAGGUUCUUAUCCGGUCUCCUAAAAUAGCGCACAGCGUGUGCGAGAGAUACUCGCAGAAGAGAGAGGAGGCCAUCAUACAGACAUCGCUUGGCGUGCUGGAGGGGUCUAUCAACUCGACCGAGCAGGAGAAGAAAAAUGUUUUGUGCGCGCUGAAGGCGCUGGCCAAGCACACGCCAGACCUGAGCGUCUCCAAGGACAUUUGCAGCUAUUUGCAAAAGAAAGCAAAAGGCUGCACGUUUUCUGAGUUUUUGGAGGGUUUAGCCCUCCCAGUGUCUGGCAAGCAGGGAGAAACCACGUUCGCGAGAUGCUUGUCAAAGGCGCAGGCGCUUAUGGACAUUUUUGAGACUGUAGACCCUUGCAACACGCCAAAGGAUGCAGUGGACUUAUCGCCUGCGCGCUUGGUGCGGGAAAAGGCCGAGCUGUUUCGGGCUGUGAGCGAACUGCCGCUUGUUGAGCAGAAAGCAAUAGAAGAGUACUUUGCGCACAAAAACUCUUUCUACACGGCGCACAUGCACAGCAUGCAGUUGGUGCUUGCGAGAGAGUCCGAAGUCAGAAAAGCUGUGGAGGUGUACUAUGACAGCGCCCUCGAAGAAAAAGAGCCAACCUCCGAUGGCGUGUGCAGCCUGAAGCAUCCCUGCGUGCACGUGGCCCAUGCAUUUCUGCGUGCAAUAUACCCUGAGAAGUAUUUUCUCUUCUUCCUCUUGACAAAGCUGCUAGGAGAAGAAAAGCCCUUGACUGCUCUGGAGGUCUAUGCUAUGCGGCUGGUGCUUGAGUACCUGCGCGUAUACGAUAGCAGCAUGCACUCAGAAGCAAAGCGGCUCUUCUUCAUGCGGCUGGAAAAUGCGGACUCGCUAGAAAAGUCUGCAGACACUUUGAGCGGUGCCUCUGUGUCUAGCAUGGUUCCCGCCUGCGCAGAAGACGAGCGCAUUUCCACCCUGCUAAGAAGGCACGGGCCGAUGAGCAGGCCCAGGCGCGGCAUUGUUCUGGCAAAGUGCCAGAACGCCUUCUUCACGCGGCAUUACAACUUUUCAAGCAUAUCCGACCUGUUUGGCGCAUACUUCAAAAAGCUUGCUCCGUUCGCCAAUCUGAGCCUUCUUGUGUUUAUGUGCGACCUUCCCUCUGCGCCAGAACAAAUUCUGGAAAAAAUUCCGUGCGCCUCCUCUCGAGACUUCCUGCAGAUGUUCUACUAUGCAAACUGCAGCGCGCCUGUGCAGAAAGAGCACCCAUAUUUCCGGAUAAUCCAAGUCAUGCGGGCAGACAGAGGCAUCUGUGCAGCAGAGCUUGCAUCCGAAGCAGUCCCAGAGAAAAGCGCGUACGAGGAAAUUUCCAUGUACGAAAACCGAGAGAGCGACAACGGGUUUAUCACAGACCCAAAUCCGGAGAUGCACAGCGACGCGCUUCUGGAGGUAGAGGACAUCUUGGAGGCGUCCAGAAAGCUGACCACCUGGAACAAAGCAGUGGGCAGCGUGGGCAUGCAGGACUUUAUACUUGUAAACAACCAGCAGGCGCCCGCGCACUACGUGAACUUUCUUCUGGCGCGGAAAGCGCAAGAAAGAUACCAGUUUAUCAACUCGGUGAAAACAGGAGCACCUUACACCGGAAACAGCGAAAUAGAGGAGAUGCUGUACAUAUGCACGCGCAGAAAGGCGGAAGUUUCCGCGGCGCUGGAGAAAAAAAGAGUGCUUACAAAGGGCGGAAUGCACUGUGUGCUGGCAGCGCUGGAAAAGAAGUGGCUGGGAAUGCCUGCAGAGACGUACUACAUGAGGGCGCAUGCCACAAAAAAAAGCCCUGAAAUGGCGCUGCUUCUUCCUAGGGCGGGCCUGGAGAGCGCCUGCGAUGCGAAGAGGCGCAGCCUGGCCGCAAGCCUCUUUUUGUUCAAAAUAAGCAACAACAUGAACACGUUCAAAGACCCUUUGCAGGUGCUUUCCAAAAUAGAAAGCGACUGUCUCUCAAGAGCAGGCGCCGGGUGCUUGGAAAGGAGCAAGGCCGCACACUUUCUCAAAGGGCUCUCUGGGCGGAGGAAGCGGAAGACUUUUCUGCAAAAACAGAGCGCAGAGGAGGCAGAGCUGCUUGCCAAAGCGGUUUCUGCGAAAAUUCAGUACACGCUGAAAGAGUUUAAGAGCAAGCCCAUAGACAUACUAAACAUGCACGUGAAGCCUGCGUCUGAAAUGGACUUUGGGCCUUCCCGCAUGCUUGUCCUCGAGUCGCUCGCUAAGACUUGCCUGACCAUAUUCAACAGGCACGCGAUGAACUUGCAGGACCGGGCCGCGCCGCAGGCUCCUAGCAGGCCCAAAACAAAGAGCACGAUUCUGCAAAAGGAAGAGGCUGCUGCAAAGGAGCUGCACGACCGCAGGUUUAGGCAGCAGACAGAGGUAGAAGAGGCUGCGCUCCGAAUGGGGAUAUCUUUCUACAUCAAGCUGGUUGAGGAAAGCAAAAGUGUCCAGCAUGUAAUAUCAUUGGUGCAUCUUCUGUUUUCUGAGCAUGUUCCAGAGCGCACGGUUAGGGAAGCGUCGAUGGACGGGAUUCCUAUAAAGUGCUUCUUCCCGCUUAAGCAGCAGAUUAUAUCUAAGUAUUUCCACCUAAAGGCCAGCCGCCAAACAGCAAGAGCGCUGUACGCGCACCUUUCGCUGCUCAUUGAGAGGUUUCUAUGCGAAAUGCCGCUUUCUGUGGUAUACGACAUUAUUCUGCGAGAGGACAAAGACUCCAGUGUUUCCAGCAUCCCCGCAAGCACCCGGAUGCACGCAGAAGCGGUUAUUCGGCAGUACAAAAGCAUGUACGAGCAGGCGCAGACAGAUGCCCCGAUUUCAGCAGCUUUUCCGCAGGGCACGCAUCUUUUAACGUCUCCGAACACGCCAAACACGGCGCAGGUCUACAUACACAGGGUGAUGUCCUCCGCGGAAAAGCUCAAAGGAAUCAACAAGCCGGUGCUUAUUUCGCUCCAGGGGACAGACGGAGUCGUCUACAAGGAAAUUCUCAAGAAAAACGACGACCUAAGGCAGGACAUACUGAGCAUACAGGUGUUUAUGUACAUGAACACUGUGCUGGCGUCCUCUGGGCACACGCAGUUUAUAAAGGAAAGAGUCCGGACGUACAACAUCGUUGCGCUGGACAAGCUGUUUGGAGUCAUCCAGUUUAUUAGCACUGCAGAGCCCAUUGGAAAUGUAAUAGAAAGCCUCCACAAGAAGCACUACCCGCACGAAAUCGACAACAAGCGGUGCCGGGCCAUCUUGGUCAAGAAAAUAGAUGCCCCGCUUGAGGAGAAAAUAAAGGCGCUGCAGCUCUUGAACAGAGAGUACUCCCCCGUCCUGAAAAAAGUCUUCAGCGGCAAAGGCCCGUUUGAGUACUGCAAGCAAAGAAAAGCCUUCACAAGCUCGUUUGCGAUAACCUCCAUUGCCACGUACAUACUUGGGCUGGGCGACAGGCACCCGCAGAACAUCUUGCUGGACAGGCGCACGCAGGAGCUGAUCAACAUAGACCUCAAUCUGAUAUUUGACCAGGCCCGAGCUCUGUCGAUUUCGGAGAAAGUCCCGUUUCGCAUGACUGCGAAUAUGCAGCAAGGGCUCAUAACAGGAAAUGCGCACUCGUACGAGAGAAUAAUGUGUGCCUUUUUGGCCAGCCUGAAAGAGUCCAAGGAAACCCUUCUGGUCUUUGUGGGCAUUUUAAAAAGCGAGCCGCUGCAGAGGUGGAAAGCCAUCCAGAAAAUUGCGCAGCUUGACACGCUGUUUUCCGACUACAAAAGCAUUAUGGGCCGGCUCAAGGACAAGCUAAACGGCGUGGAGGACGGGUUUGUUCUCAGCAACACUGCACACGUGCAAUGCCUUGUGCAAAGGGCCGUAGACAUUUCAAACCAAGCCUCGAUAUACCCUGGAUGGUCUCCUUGGAUGUAA